AUAAAUCGGCGAAGAUAUAUUUGAGCAUUUGAGCUUGGACGGAUUACAAAUUGGACAAUAAAAGUACAUUAAUAAAACACAAACAUAAAUAUUCGAGGCCAUCAAAUAAAAAGCGGAUACCAAAAGCUGUAAAAUGCAAAUCAUUCGUCCACAAAAUUUACUUCUCCUCCUGGGCAUCUGCUUAGUCUUCCUGCUCCAUGAAGCCAACGCUGGCAAGCUGAAGCUUCUUGCCUUCAAAGGUCCACAUGGCGGUUUCGUCAAGGUGAAAGCGCGUACCCCAAAGCUGCUGGGCCUUAAGGCUGGUUUGAUUGGCGGCGCUUUGGGUGCUGGACUUGGCGGUGGCAUCAGCGGCGGAUUCGGUGGAGGCGUGAAUGUUGGCGGCGGCUUCGGUGGUUAUGGCGGCCACAGCGGCGGCUACGAGCAUCACGAGGAGCAUCAUGAGAGCCACUACAGCAGCGGCGGCAGUUAUGGAGGCGGCAGCUAUGGAGGCGGUGGAUUCGGAGGCGGUGGAUUCGGCGGUGGUGGCCUGUGGGGCAAAUAAGCGAGCCAAAAGCUCAACCAGAGACUUCUUGCCAUUAGCAUCAUUCUAUUUGUUAUUUAGUUUUAAGCUCAUAUCACAAUAAACAUGCACUUAGUGUU
This is a messenger RNA of Drosophila albomicans, 639 nucleotides long. Its product is annotated as pupal cuticle protein Edg-91. The transcript is spliced from 2 exons. Lineage: Eukaryota; Metazoa; Arthropoda; Insecta; Diptera; Drosophilidae. Bases 134 to 541 code for a protein of 135 amino acids. The record is from RefSeq and is a predicted model, not a curated record.